AUGUCGACACAUCCGACCAAAAAAGUCAAAUUAGAAGAUUUGCCACAAUGUCCAUAUGGUAGCAAAUGUUAUCGUAAAAAUCCAGCUCAUUUCAAUGAAUAUUCACAUUCCGAUUGUGUAUCUACUUCAGUUACUCCAAAAGUAGUUAAAACCGAUACUAAUAAAACAUUACCAGUAUGUCCAUUUGGUGCUACAUGUUAUCGAAAAAAUUUAUUACAUUUUGCACAAUAUAGUCAUCCAUUUGAUUUAUUAAAUCCUGAUGUUGAUAGUAGUGAUGAAGAAGAAAUUAAGCAAACAAAUAAAAAGAAUGAAAUAAUAAAUGAUGAUAAAAAACGAAAAAAAGAAAGUGAAGAAGAAGUUGAUGGAGAUAAAACAGAAGAAUAUGAUUCGAAUGAUGAAAGUGUAUAUGAUGUAAAAUUAGAGAAAACUUUUUCGAAAAUGACUGAUGAUGAAAAACGUUUAAUGAUUGAACGAGCAUUUGAAUUGAAAGAAAAAUUACAAGAAAAAUUAAAGAAAACUCGUGAAGAAACUGAAAAAAGAAAAAAAGAAAUUGAAGAACUUCAACAUAAAAUUAGCGAAGGUGUAUUAUUAAUGGAAGGUGAAGAAGAAAUUCUUAAAGGUACUAAAGUGAAAUAUUUCGAACUUUUUCCCGAACGAAAUUGUAAACAAGGUUCAGCUGCAGAAUUACAUUUUCGUCUAGCUGAAUCUCAAUUUUAUCGUUUAUUAAGUGGAUAUACAACAGCAAAAGUAACCAAAGUUGAAUAUGUUUGUAAUCCAAUUUUAAUCAAUAAAUUCAAUCAAGCACGAGAAGAACUAAAGAAAAAACGUGGUGAAGAAUAUUCUUAUCCUGUAUUAGCUUUUCAUGGUACAGCUGUUACUAAUAUUCAACCGAUAUGUGAAAAUGGUUUUAAAGUACCUGGUCAAGAAGGAUUUACGCAUGCAACUGAUACUGGUUAUUAUGGACGAGGAGCAUACUUUAGUGAAUAUCCUGGCUUUUCGAUGGGUUAUAUAAAAGGUUCUACAAAAUUAUUAUUAUGUCAAAUAUUACAAGGAAAAGUAUAUCACUGUACACAAUUAAUAGUUGGUUCUGCUCUUAUAGAUGGUUAUGAUUCACAUUGUUCACCUAGUAAACAAGAACUUAUUCUCUUUCGUAGUGAUCAUAUUCUUCCUCAAUAUAUUGUUCAUUAUAAAUUAGAUGCUGGAGAAUUUAAAUAUGCAGCUACUGGUGCUACAAAAGAAGCUAUAAAGAAAAAAUUAGCUAAAAUUGGAAAAUUAUACAAAAAAGCAGUAGCAACUAAAGAUAAAAAAAUAUUUACUGGUUAUAACUUUGCAUUUAUCGGUCAAAUGGCUGAUACACCAUUAGCUAUUGAAGCACUUGUUAAACGAUUCGGUGGACAUGUUUGCAAGAAUACUGUUCCAUUUGGUGGAACAAUAAUGACAACUGGUUUAUUUGUCAAUGGUUAUGCUGCAACUGUUCCAUUUGAUCCACCUAAUAUAAUCAUUUGUUCAAUAGCUGAAUAUGAAGCAACAACUCCAUCAACUGAAUUACAAGCUUAUAAAAAUAUGAAUUAUUAUGUUUUUUAUCGUGAAGAUUUCUUAUAUGAUUCAAUUAUUGAAGGCACAGUGAAAACAUUAGAAGAUUAUGUACAUGAUUGA
Molecule: messenger RNA, 1656 nt
Organism: Rotaria sordida
Lineage: Eukaryota; Metazoa; Rotifera; Eurotatoria; Philodinida; Philodinidae
Source: the annotation of a GenBank genome assembly